AGAUUACCACUCUUAGCCCAACACCAAUUAAUACUCUUGCCUUCAGUAUCACACACAAUCACAACCCACCUCAUUCAAGUUCUCCUAUUUUUUGUUUUUCUUCUUCUUCCUCUUCCUGCUUCACAGCGCACACACACACGCACCAUUACUCCAAAAUCAAACUCGCACAUCCUCACGGCUCCGGCCAUUUGCGAAAAAGGCACAAGGUCAAAAAAAUCAGGACACAAUCCACAGCUCAAACCGCAGGUCUCUUCUUAGUUCUAAUGGCGAGUUCAACUGUGUCCCUAUUUGGUUCGAAGGCGCCAGUUAAAAGAUCAUCAGCUACCUCCAAUUCUCUACCUGGUUUCAGCUGUUCGUGUCCACAUUUUCUUUCUGAUAGUUUUAGUGGCCUAAUUUUUCUUUCGGAUUUCAUCGACAGCAGCAUGAUCUCAAAGACUUAUCGAGCUGGCAGAAUUACCUGUGAUUAUUCCUGUUUCGAGAUAAAGGGUGUAAGCUAUCGACCUCCAGGAACCGAAAUAGCUCUUUUGAAUGGAAUUAGUUUAUCUCUUCCUGAAAAAAGCUUUGGGCUGAUUUUUGGAAGAAGUGGAAGUGGAAAAACUACUCUUUUGCAGCUAAUUUCUGGGUUAAGUAAACCAACAUCAGGCUCAAUUCACGUUCAAAGAUAUGGUGCUGAUGGUCAGCCGAAGCAGUCUCCGGAAAUGUUGCAGCCUGGAAGAGUUGGUAUUGUUUUCCAGUUUCCCGAAAGGUUUUUUGUUGCAGAUAAUGUUCUUGAGGAAUUAAUAUUCGGGUGGCCAAGACAAAAAGUUGGCAUGCAAUUGAGAGAACUUCUUACUUCAAGGCUCCAUAAAGCAAUGACAUCGGUUGGUCUAACUGGAAUCUCUCUGGACAAAGAUCCCCAGUCCCUUAGUGGUGGAUACAAACGACGGCUUGCCCUAGCAAUUCAGUUAGUGCAAACUCCAGAUCUGUUGAUAUUAGACGAACCUCUUGCUGGUCUUGGUAUGGCAAGCUUGCUGUGUUCUUUAAUCUUCUCCUCACUUUAUCUUGAAUGCCUUGGGGUGAUUUGGCAAGAGAGGAAACCCUGUAGUUUGAGCUUUGUCAACUGGAAAGCCCGUGCGGAUGUUGUUAAGUUGUUGAAAGACUUGAAGAAAGAGCUUACAUUGCUUGUUGUCAGCCAUGAUAUUAAAGAGCUGUCAUCCCUUGUAGACCAGUCUUGGAGGAUGGACAUGGGUGGAGUAUUGAAGAGGGAAUGCUUGCCUUUCUGAUUACAUAUUUCUGCUACCUGGUCAAUUGAUAUUUGGGUACGGCCGUCUAGAUUCAAUUUGGAAGCAUCGUUGUGUAAAGAGUUGGCUAAUUCUUUUAAAUCCAUGUUUCCGAGAGUUUAGAUGUGGGUAAGCGUGCAAUUUCCUAGAGCAAGUUGCUGAUAUUAAUUUAUCUAGACUAGAUCAGUGUAUGCUAUAUUAAAGAAUAUUUCUGCUCAGUUACAUGCGAGAUGCUAAAUUCAAACAGGCACUCGAUACAUUCAACAGAAUUAGCUUUAGUACUUGACAUCACAUUUGACCUUCCCAGCAAUAAAACAGAAGCACAUAAAACUCUAAUAAAUGCACAGUCAUCCACCACUACAGAUAUUAAGAAAGCACACAGAUAGGAGAGUCUCCUUAUUUGCAUCUGACCUUAGCCAAGUUACACUUCAUUUCAAUUUUCAUCAAUAAAAUCAUGAUCACACGCGUGAGCAAACUUCACCUUAAAAGGGGAACAUGGAUAGGCUCUUUGCCUUCCCUUAGAGCUCCAAGACCAAGUCUUUCAUGUAGAUGACCGACAAACAAAUAUGGAAAAAGAGAGGUUAGAGAAUCCUACUUAAUUUGUUAAUCUUCAACUGAUGCAUUUAACUUACAAUCAGAAUCCGUCUUGAUCCAGCGCCCUCUAUUGAUAGCUGAAGCACCCGUGUGGGUCCCAUUUGAAGAUCGUUUCCUGAUGCCCUUUUCACUCCAUUUGCUCCCGCCUUGACCAACCAUGUUAUUUCCAUCCUCAUGGGAAAUGCUUUUCCUCCAUCGCUUUUGGUGCUUAGCGAACUGUUUGUCUGUUAGCGAACUGUUUGUCUGUCAUCUCUUCAGCGUGAACCUUCCUGUCAAAUAUCUUUAUAGCCUGCAACCCCGCCACAUCAGAUCGUGCAAAUAUUUUCCAAUGUGCUUAAGGUUUGUUAUGUCAUCUUGUCUUUCAACCAAAUCACCUUUUCAUUUGGCUAUGUUUGCAAACCUUCUUGGCAGCUAGCGAUACUUGGAGGUACAAGUUUAGCUAAAAAGGGAAUGCCACUUUAUGUGUAUUUUUCUUCAUUCUCAUUAUGUACAAAUCCUCACCUAAUGGAUAAUAACUCGUAUGUGUGCCACAUGUUCUGCUAAUCGUGGAAUUUUUAUUGAAUUGUUGCCUGCCACCAUCCUUUUUCCAUGUUUGAAUUAGAUUGAUC
Striga asiatica is the source of this 2461-nucleotide messenger RNA. The record is from the annotation of a GenBank genome assembly. NCBI's taxonomy places the organism in Eukaryota, Viridiplantae, Streptophyta, Magnoliopsida, Lamiales, Orobanchaceae.